CAUCAAACUGUCAUAAAAUCAUCGGAAUAUCAACAAACAGAAGAAAAUUGUGUUUUAAUUUGUACGCUUCUGCAGAUACGCUAGGUGUGACGAAGAAUUAAUGACCUAAUCUUCAAUCCCAAUCUAAUUUCUAAUAUCCUCCCGCUUAGCGAUGAACGAGUUCAACCACAAGACGGUAUUUGUGUUGGAUCACACACCGUACUUCGGUAUUUCGUGUGAAGCGCCGAUCGAUUGCGAGUUUAUAAAGAGCAAAAUUCCCAUUCCGCCCAUUAGCAAGAGUUUAUGGACGUGUGCGGUCGAGGCAUCGGUGGAAUAUUGUCGCAUUGCCUGGGACUUGUUCCCGACUGGUAAAUUGAUACGUUUUGUCGUUAGUGAUACGGCGGCCCACAUCGUCAAUACAUGGAACAUCAGCACCCAAAGCUUGACGCAUGUCAUGAACGCAAUGUCGAUGGUUGGCGUCCCUCCGCGGCAAACGCAGGCCAACGAUUACUCGGUUAUCCAUGGGCUGCGAGCUGCCAUUGAGGCACUUGCCGAGCCAACCGACUUUCAAAAGGAACAAAUUAGCACCAAUGACCAGGUGGUGUUCAACCUGGGACGAGUGAUUUGUAUCACUUCCGCUCGGGAUGAUGCCAGUAUGAAGAGUCUGGAGGAUAUUUUUCGUACCGUACUAGUGCAGCAGAACACGAUAUCAGCCAGCCACAAGGAGUACCUAAACAUCGACCAGUGUCACCUUGUCAUAAUCAAUCUGUUUCCAUCGAACAUGGAGUCAAUGGUCAACAACAGGAGUCUCAUUGACAUUUCACCAAUCCUUAAAUCGGAAAUCCACUCCAACAAGGCAAAUAAAAUCUCCAACAAGCUGACGCACCUUAUUUUACCGCACUUCGAUCUGGCCAGCACGACUGUCACCGGUAUUCCGAUGAAGGAGGAACAGAAUGCAAGCUCCAGUGCCAACUACGACGUGGAAAUUUUUCACGGAAGUAAAGCCCACUCGGUGUUCCUGGGCACGGAACUGGUUUUGCCGCAUAGCGUCAAGGACGGGGCGGACUACGAAACCGUCACGCUAAAAUGGUGCACACCGAGAAGUUGUGGUUCGUCUGAAAUGCAACCCUGUCUGGCACAGUGCCGUGUGACACCGGUGGACGUCACAUCCCGGCCAAGCUCAUGUCUAAUUAAUUUCCUGUUGAAUGGCCGCUCGGUACUGCUGGAGAUGCCGAAAAAAUCCGGUGGAAAGCUAACCAGUCAUUUGCUAUCGGCCCACGGAGGGGAAAUUUUCAUUCAUUCGCUCAAUACGGCUCGUAGUUGUUUGGAAGAUCCACCGUCCAUUUCGGAGGGUGGUGGCGGUCGCGUUACCGACUAUCGGAUUAACGAUUUUGGUCAACUGAUGCAAUUGCAUCGGAUUGUGCCACUAAAACCGGUUCCCGAGCGUACCGCGGAUGAAAAUUUGCUUAAAAUGCGCUCCAAGCUGUCGAAAAGCUCCCGUUAUUGGCCGUUGAUUUUAGGUAGUACGAUCCUAUACAAUGCACGCCAGUUUGUUGAGGCGAUCUUGGUGUUAACGCAAAAAUUGGACCUGACGGAAGAUGAAGUGCUACAGUGUCAGAAAUCGAUCUAUCAGUUGGCGGCAUUGGAAGCCCGACAAGAAUCGUUGGCUUUGCCAAAUAUGGGUCACCGGCUGAAGGGAGCAAAACGAGAGGAACAGUAUCGGUUAUUGUGGGCCGAGUUGGAACUAGUUGUUAGUUAUAGUGGAAUCUCAGCCGGACACAAAGCAGUUCUCAAAUGCAUACGGGACUGCAGGAGUAGGAAUCCGUUGGAUGCACAGGACAAGGAUGAGGCAGCAGAAGCUCACAGAGCGUCUGUUAUCCGGGCGACAACUGAUUCACCGAUGUCUCCGCCUCAUUCUAUGUCGUCGGUGGUGAAUGAUAGUGCGGUGACCAGUUUGCUUGCCAGUUCCAGCCGAUCAUCGACGAAGAAAACUUCAAACAGCGGAACCAAGUCACUGUUUGAUAUUCUUACUUCGACGGAGCGAGCUCAAAGUCAGAAGCGAAUUGAUUUCAGCGGUAGACUUUGCACACCACCCGGCCAGGUGGCCAAACUAUAUCCCAAUUUCGGCGUAAAAGACGAAACUGCCGCCCAGGGUAGGCAACCGGACGUGAAGUAAGUUAAAUGAAUUAGUGUAUGAAGAGAAAAACCAAUCAAUUUUAUUUAAAUGAACAAA
Messenger RNA from Wyeomyia smithii (pitcher-plant mosquito), 2212 nucleotides. RefSeq names its product protein asunder (gene asun). Gene Ontology annotation, biological process: centrosome localization; regulation of mitotic cell cycle. The record is from RefSeq and is a predicted model, not a curated record. The coding region runs from base 152 to 2155 and encodes 667 amino acids. Lineage: Eukaryota; Metazoa; Arthropoda; Insecta; Diptera; Culicidae. Gene Ontology annotation, cellular component: integrator complex. The transcript is spliced from 3 exons.